Tigriopus californicus is the source of this 834-nucleotide messenger RNA. RefSeq lists its product as uncharacterized. Lineage: Eukaryota; Metazoa; Arthropoda; Copepoda; Harpacticoida; Harpacticidae. The record is from RefSeq and is a predicted model, not a curated record.
UGCAUUAUUUUGAGGACAAUUUUGAGGACAGAUUUUUCCGCAAAGUUCUCGAAGAUAUUGAAAUGCGACACAGGAUUUACCUCGAGAGUGAUGGGUUUAAGCUCAAGAGGGCUUUUAAGAAGUCCGGCAUCACUUCCUCGGCUAAGACCAAGGUGCUCAUUUAUGCCACCAUGCACGCGAGUAAAGCUGCUAUCCUGGAAUGUUUGAACGGGAUUCCCGUCACCGAAUGGGCGUCUCCGGUCAGAAGGUUCUUCCGGCGUUGCACGUGCCAGGAUAUUUCACAAGAGAAGUGCGGCGUUAUAGCCGUGAACCGCAUUCCUUGUGUGUUCCCGGAUUUGACGGCCACACACUGGGUUCGAUUCUGCCCGGUUCCAACGAUCGGGAACAUGAUAAGACAUCUCUGGUUUGCUCAAUUGAACGUGUCGGAAGGCUUAUUGAGACAACAGAAGAAUUGGGAAAUGUCAGUCUCGCAAGAGUUAGGAAUGGGAGAAUUUCAGGGAUAUGAUUGGGAAUCGAAGUCUAAUGACAUGUAUCCUUUGCGAAUGCCCAAUGGGUCCAUCUUUAAGCCUGAAAAUGAUUUUCACACCAGAACCGACAUCGAAGAAUGGAUCGCCUUGUAUCCCAAAGCAGCGAAUCAGAGCAUGUUGGAUGAAGAUUUGGCGGACAGUAAGAUGUCUUCAGGCAUGGAAGUACAAGGUCUGUAGAAUGCCAUUUGAUCAAUAGUGGAUGGGGACGAUCGUUGUGGGUACGGUUGUGGUUUUUGUCUCUUGAACGGCCUUUGCUCCGUUUGAAAUACAACGAUACUUCGAAAAUAUAGCCUUCUUGCAACAAUUG